Molecule: messenger RNA, 330 nt
Organism: Brugia pahangi
Lineage: Eukaryota; Metazoa; Nematoda; Chromadorea; Rhabditida; Onchocercidae
Source: the annotation of a GenBank genome assembly
AUGAUUAUUUCCUAUCCUUUGUCUACAAUUUUUCAUCUACUAUAUUUCCUUCCUUCUAUAUUCCUUGUUGGUGCAUUCAUGCAUUUACUUUCUACCGUCAUGCAAAAAUUUUUGCCUUCGGUCAUUUUGGUGAUGACAAUAACCACUACCAUGAGACGAAAGACAGGACAGGGACAGGGACAGGGACAGGGACAGGACAGGACAGGACAGGACAAAACGGUCAUCAUUUGUAGAAAGUACUAUCAAAUAUUUUGGGUUAGUGAUGAAUAUGAUAGAAGAGGAGGAGGUGGUGAUGGUGGUGGUGGUGGACAAGGGAAAUGGUUUCAAUGA